Peniophora sp. CBMAI 1063 is the source of this 930-nucleotide messenger RNA. NCBI's taxonomy places the organism in Eukaryota, Fungi, Basidiomycota, Agaricomycetes, Russulales, Peniophoraceae. The record is from the annotation of a GenBank genome assembly.
AUGUCGUCCCGGACGAUUGGGCAGGAAAAGCUCUUCAAAAAGGUCGAAAGCUUCGCUCGCGAGGUUGACGACGAGCUUGUCGAACGUUGCCGUGCCAUCUGCCGACCCUAUGAUCAUCCUCUCAUCGGACCUGUGCUUCAGUACAAGGUCGAUGACUACAAUCUCGGUCGACACCUGGUCUUCUGCAAAGAUACGCAUCCGGGCAACCCGGAUAAUCCAGGCCGCGUCUGGAUGCCAGUCUCUGCGUCGCUCACCAUAGCCGAGCGCGGUGAAAUACGUGAGUUUCGCCGCGAGCAGGGGCUGCGCGCCGACGGCACGCGUCUCGCGAACAAACCGCGUCAGCAGACGAACAAGCCUAACAAGAAGAAAGCCAAAUCUCGCAAAGCCUCAGCCGGUGGCGGCGUGAUUGACCUCACUUUAGACGCCACCCCUCCCUCGGAUGCCUCCUCCCGAGCGCCUCCUGCCCGAGCGCCUCUCGCACGCUCACCGAGUGUCGAGAUCAUCCGCCGAGCGCCUCUCGCUCGCUCGCCAAGUGUCGAGAUCAUUCGCGUCGUCCCUGCUCCCACUCCCGUUCUUCACGACAGGCUCGAUGUCUGGUACUUCGUCGAUAACGAGAAGGCCCCGGUGUCCUUCACAUUCAAGGCCCGUCCAGCUCGCCGGGAAUUUCGUUUCCGCCAGUACGUGGACACUCUGCUAUGUGUAGAGAUCAAGCAGACGGAUCCCGUCAUGGUCCUUACCACGGCGAACGGCGGGGAUCGAACGUGGUCCACCUUCCGCGUCUUCGACCUUAUGAUCCCUCGCACUCAGUCCAAACUCGUCAUCGCUCGUCCGCGCGUGACGAAGCCGCACGCCGACAUACUAGCCUUCGCCGACCACGCUUACCCCGGAGCCGCUACGCUUGAAGGCCGUAUUCUGCCGUUACCCACCUGA